GAUAACAGAGGAAGUUUUGGGCCGAUGAGAGAGGGCAUAUGAGAUCUAAUCUUGAGGUGUGGUUUUCUUGAUGACUCGAAAAAAGAGAGAAGACCUAGGAUUGGGAGGAAGGUGUUUUCUCUCUACAAUCGAAACCUUGACGCUCAACGCGAUUACAUCAUCCGCAGGUACCCACGUGGGUCCUCAAUCGGGAAGGUGAUGCGGCAGGCCCGUGACAUGGACCAACCCCGCUAAUUGGCUGCAUGGCCGCCCACCGCCUUCUGGCGUCAUUCCCGGCCCAACGUCUGGAGGCAUCGCCAACGGUUUGCUUUUUCCUUGUCCAGACGAGCCUUCAUUUCUCAGGAGGAAGGCAAAAUUGCCUUGUGUUCCGGCAUAGACACUCUGCAGAGAUGACAACGCUUAUUCCUCGUGAGCCCUACUCCAAGGAAGAGCUCGACCAGCUCUAUCCCCGGGACUUGAAGCUGCAGUUGGUCCAGGUGUUUCUUCGCCAUGGUGAACGUACACCCGUAUCGUCGCGGUUUCAAAAUGCAGGCCUUGCUCCAUAUUGGCCGUACUGCAACGUAGCACGCCAAAUGAUCCAAAUGGCAGCAAGCAAUCAAGACGUUUCCUCGUGGAAUGGCUUCCAAUGGCGGAGAAAGAUGGAGACCUUUGGAGACAAUGAUGAAUCAGUGGUGGCAGUUGGCGCGACCGGUGAUAUAGAGGGCAUUUGUCAACAUGGUGAAUUGACAGACAAGGGCCGCGAAACAACCUUUGCUCUCGGCCAGCGCCUGAGACAUCUCUACGUCGACCAGCUUGGAUUCAUGCCCAAGAUCAAAACCGACACGGAGGACAUGUAUCUCCGCACCACGCCCAUCCCGCGCGCUCUCGAGUCCCUUCAACAAGCCUUCUGGGGCAUGUACCCAUCCGGCGCCCGUACACAAGAUUUCCCUGCCCCGGUGAUUGUUGCUCGUUCUGUAUCGGAAGAGACACUUUUCCCUAAUGAGGGCAACUGUCGUCGAUUCAGACAACUCGCGAAGCUUUUCGCUGACAGGGCCGCACUUCGCUGGAACGACACCGAUGAAAUGAAGUACAUCAACAGUCUUUUGUCCAAAUGGAUGCCGGAAAGCUCGCCGAAGGUCGCAGUUGACUCUCACCCUCGCCUCUCGGGAAUCGCAGACACCAUUAACGCCAGUCUCGCCCACGGGCCCGCAACGAAACUCCCGUCAGAGUUCUAUGAUAAAAAGAGCAGGCAGCACCUUAACACGAUCGCCGUGGACGAAUGGUUCGCCGGAUACACUGAAAGCAACGAGUACCGCAAACUCGGAAUUGGAGGCCUGAUGGGCGACGUGGUCGACCGCAUGGUCAGCACCGCUGUGGAUGGCGGCUGGCGCAGCGAGACCUCGGCUUCCGGCUCCUCCACCGAGCAAGGCAAGGCGAUCAAGUUUGCUAUGAGUGGAUGUCACGACACCACGCUGGCCGCAAUACUGGGCAGCACCGGAGCGUUUGACGGAAUCUGGCCCCCUUUCACCUCGUCAAUUGCCAUUGAGCUCUUCGCUAAGACCAGCCAACGGUCUGGUGAGAACGCCGGAGUUAUGCUGGAGGAAUUCUCCAGCCCGGCCAUUGCCGCGAAGAAGCCGGGUUUCUUCUCAUUCCUGGGUGGCUCUUCGUCCUCGAACAACACCCCGUCCUCACCCUCUGACACCGCUCGUGCCCCCCUGUCGUCAUUCCCGGAGUCUGCGAGACAGAGCAUGAAGCAACACUAUGUCCGUAUCCGUUACAACGACCGUCCAGUCCGUAUCCCGGGUUGUGCCGCCAAGCCUCAGAACCAUCUCCCUGGGGACGACACCUUCUGCACGCUUGACGCGUUCAAGGAGAUUGUCGACAAGUUCACCCCCAAGAACUGGAGCAAUGAAUGUGUACAGAACCUCGGCGAAGGCCUCUACGGCAAGGACGAGAAGGAGAAGAUUCAAGCUGGUUUCUAAGGAGGAUGCAAUUACUUGUAUAGUGUGAUUUUUCGUAACCCGUUUUGGUGCCCACCCACAUACAAUUGGCCUAUAUUUGAAAAAGUUGAGAGGUUUCUUAUUAAGACAUAGUGAAGAAUCUAUAUUGAAUCCCAGUAUCGGCCAUAGAAACACCAAUCAAUCCUAUUUAUACACACACCGG
This is a messenger RNA of Aspergillus steynii IBT 23096, 2142 nucleotides long. RefSeq names its product putative acid phosphatase. The coding region runs from base 243 to 1961 and encodes 572 amino acids. The record is from RefSeq and is a predicted model, not a curated record. Gene Ontology annotation, biological process: dephosphorylation. The transcript has 7 exons. Gene Ontology annotation, molecular function: phosphatase activity. Lineage: Eukaryota; Fungi; Ascomycota; Eurotiomycetes; Eurotiales; Aspergillaceae.